This is a messenger RNA of Carlito syrichta (Philippine tarsier), 2497 nucleotides long. Its product is annotated as oxysterol-binding protein-related protein 10-like. The transcript has 7 exons. Lineage: Eukaryota; Metazoa; Chordata; Mammalia; Primates; Tarsiidae. Gene Ontology annotation, molecular function: cholesterol binding. Gene Ontology annotation, cellular component: intracellular membrane-bounded organelle; membrane; cytosol. The coding region runs from base 1 to 1254 and encodes 417 amino acids. The record is from RefSeq and is a predicted model, not a curated record.
AUGAAGGGAGGACACAGUCGUGCCUUUACCAGAAGAUUCUGUAUGUUAAGCAUCACCUUCAUCGAUUUCUUAUGGCCCAGCCUUGGACCAACCUCCACAGAUGGAAUUGCCACGGCCCCUCUUCUCCGUGGCAGCUCUGUGGACACUUGCUUGCUGAUUGCCUACCCGUUGGAGCCCUGGGCUGGGCCUUUUCCACAGUCCUACCUUGUGGUGCUUCCCACAUUCAUCCUGGAGAAGCGAUCCUUGCUGGAGAUGUACGCAGAUUUUAUGGCGCACCCGGACCUGCUGUUGGCCGUGACCGCUGCCGCCACGCCGGAGGAGAGGGUCAUUUGCUUCGUGGAGUAUUACCUCACAGCCUUCCACGAGGGCCGCAGGGGGGCUUUGGCCAAGAAGCCCUACAACCCCAUCAUCGGUGAGACGUUUCACUGCUCCUGGGAAGUCCCCAAGGACAGGGUCAAGCCCAAGAGGACUGCUCCCCCGUCUCCCGCCUGUCAUGAGGACUCGAUGGCCGACGACCCUUCCCAAAGCUACAAGCUAAGGUUUGUGGCUGAGCAAGUGUCCCAUCACCCGCCCAUCUCCUGCUUCUACUGCGAGUGCAAGGAGAAGAGACUGUGUGUCAACACUCACGUAUGGACCAAAAGCAAGUUCAUGGGCAUGUCCGUGGGGGUUUCUAUGAUAGGAGAAGGUGUGCUGAGGCUCCUGGAGCACGGAGAGGAGUACGUCUUCACCCUGCCCAGUGCCUACGCACGGUCCAUACUCACCAUCCCCUGGGUGGAGCUCGGAGGAAAAGUCAACAUCAGCUGUGCCAAGACGGGGUACUCGGCCACCGUGAUCUUCCACACGAAGCCUUUCUACGGAGGGAAGGUGCACAGAGUCACAGCAGAAGUGAAACACAACCCAACCAACACCAUUGUUUGCAAAGCCCACGGGGAGUGGAACGGGACCUUGGAGUUCACGUACAGCAAUGGAGAAACCAAAGUCAUCGACACGACCACGUUGCCAGUGUGUCCUAAGAAGAUCAGGCCCCUUGAGAAGCAGGGGCCCAUGGAAUCCAGGAACCUGUGGCGGGAGGUGACCCGAUUCCUGCGGCUGGGGGACAUCGACGCGGCCACCGAGCAGAAGCGGCACUUGGAGGAGAAGCAGCGGGCCGAGGAGCGGAAGCGGGAGAAACUCCGCGCGCCGUGGAAGCCCAAAUACUUCCUCCAGGAGGGCGACGACUGGGUGUACGUCAAUCCCCUGUGGAAGGCACACUGACGGGUGGCGGCGCAGAACUUUCCGGAAUAGCCCCGUUUUUUAGGCAUUAAAGUGGCAGACUAUCAAGGUUCUGUUGGCGUUCACUGAGACCUCGUGUGAGCAUCCGAGAAACGAUCACAGAGAGAGGAAUUACAUACUGUGAAGUCUGCACCCCCAGACUCUGCUAGAGAAACGAAUUUAUCCAAGAGCCACUGGGGCACGUGUGUGUGUACACACAGUAUAUGUUCACACGCAGGCACUACGUACACAUCUGCUGAUGGCGGACACGAGGUCAAUACCGCACUCACCGAGGUUGAAGUGGGUUAUCGAGAGCUUCUUUCUAUCAAUCAGGUUUGAGGUUUUCUAUUUUCCACUUUGCCGGAAAUGAUUUACACUCACAAAGGUAGUCUCACUCGGUCAGGUCCCAUCAAAAUGGUGAACUGGCAUGACCCGGUUGAUGUCCACACAAUAGAAGGCGGUUCAUUCCUAGUGGAGGGUGGGGGCGACCAUUUCAGAAUUAUUGUGAUUCUCACCCACUCCCCACCCCAGUGUUGUGUUGGUCCACAUCCGAGGAAGAUCAACAGCCGUUUCCCGCUGUGUGGAGCUGGGCAGGAAGCUGCCAGAGCCUUCCGGGAUAUGGAGCACCACCAGGAGCAUCGAGAACCAAGCCCCACCGGGUUUCCUGCCCUCUCUUGCAGUCAGAGCACUAGUCAUCCAUUUUUAGAAGCUGCUGCUUUUACAUCAGAAAACAAAUCAUAUGGAAACUUCACUACUUUUAUGAUGAAAAAGGGCUUUAGAAGUUAAACACACACGCAUGCAUAUAUAAACAUGCACAACCACAGCUUCAAUCUUAUAUCUAAUUUGGGGAAAGAGAAAAUCAUUUCCCAUGUUUUUUUUUUUUUCUUUCUUAAGUGCACCUCUCUGGUUGACACAAACUCUGUAAGAAAAGCACUGUGAUUAAAACAUACGUACAGCCUGCAUAAGUAUUCCAUGGUUUCAGUUAAAUUUCAGGCCUUAGCCUUUACAAGUGAGGUCAAAGAUGUGACCAAAAUAGAAGGCAAGGGAAAAAAAAAAAGAAAUAUUUGAUUUCUUGCUGAAUGCUUAAUUUAUUUUUUACUGUGCCACUCCAAUGACAUUUAUAAAAUCCAAUAGCAUGACUGCUUCUCUGUAGUAAUACUAAUCUUGUGCCUUUUGUCUGCUUUCUUAAGACCAAUUGUUCACACUUUGUAGAUAUUAGACAAAUAUAUUUCGAUUAAAUACUAUA